This is a messenger RNA of Onychomys torridus (southern grasshopper mouse), 1629 nucleotides long. It is a transcript of the gene Ezhip, whose product is annotated as EZH inhibitory protein. The transcript is spliced from 4 exons. The record is from RefSeq and is a predicted model, not a curated record. The coding region runs from base 507 to 1223 and encodes 238 amino acids. NCBI's taxonomy places the organism in Eukaryota, Metazoa, Chordata, Mammalia, Rodentia, Cricetidae.
GGCUCUUCCGCCAAGUUCCUGCGGAAAGGCUCGCGAAGGGGUCCGUAGUGCAGCGCUGCGGCCAAGGCGCGGUUCAAGGUGGAGGGGCUGUGCCCCUGCAGCCUCGCCAGUGCAGGAUUACAGCUGCGGAUCCUGCAGAAAGAGGCAGCGCCUGCACCCGCACUUCUCAACCUCCGCCCUCCUGCUCUGCAGGGCAUGGAGAGCUUCACCGCACCCGGUUUAGGCAGCAGGUGUGAUGGCUGUGAUUCUCUUUACUGCUCCGCGGUGCCUGGACCACAGGACGUUUUCCUGAAGCUCUAUGUCUACCCAGCUUCCUAGCCAGCUGAUCAGAAGCCUUCUUUCUGACUGAGUGAGGCAGGAGGCAGGCAGCCAUUUCUCGUGGUCAAGAAGCUGGUACGCCAAACGAUUUGGCCACCUAGUCACCCUCAGAGAAGGAGCAGAGGCACCACCUGGGCAACGUGUCAGGGUAUCCACGGACACCUAGAAAACACCUCCUCGCAGCCGAAAUGUCGUCAUUUGGUGCCAACUGUCCGACUGGUAAAGAUCCUCGUGUGCCUGAGAAUCAGCGCGGCAACCUCCAGGGUGGCUGUGAGCCUGACAGCCCAGGGACAGAACUUGGAGCUGUUAGGCCCAAGACAAGGAGCCAGGGAGAUGUGGGCCCACCCUCAGAAGGCGCCACCAGGUCCGGCAGGAACCAGAGGGAAAGUAGUUGGGCUGAGCAGCCCAGCGGAGAUCUAGCUACAAGAUGUUCAGGCGACAUUGGAGGCAGGGUUCUCCGCUCACAUGCCACUGCAUCUGGUCAUCGUAGCAGUGCCUCGGAGGUUAGCCCUGAAGUUUGCCCUCCACCGGAUUCUGUUGUUGACAGCACUACUCUGGGGAACCUUCCUGAUCCUAUGAGCACCCCUGCAACACCACGCAGAGGCCGCAGUGUGUCCCGGUCCAGCCGCAGCCAGACCGCAACACCACGCAGAGGCCGCAGUGUGUCCAGGCCCAGCCGCAGCCAGACACAAGGAAACCCUUCCACCUCUGGGACUGAAUUUCUGAAGAGAGCCCUAACAUCAACCUCGAGCUCUCCUCCAAGGCGCCCAGUCCGUAUGCGGGCCUCUUCCCCUUCCCCUCCUGGUAGGCUGUAUCCUAUCUAUAGUCAGGAUAAUGAAUGUUCCUCCUCCUCAUCUUCUGACUCAUCCAGUGAUGUAAGUGGCCCCUCUUCUCCAUACAAGUAGGUCAGUUGACCAAAACUCCUGUUCCUGUCCAUUUAGUACCAUGAGCUCUACCUCUGCGCCUAGCUGCAGUACCGUUUGGUGUGCCUUGAUUCCUAACCUGGAUAACCUGGAUUCUUCCACUUUUGGAGAGUUACAGGAAAAAGCAAAGGAUCCCCUUCACUCUCCAUGUGAGGAAGUAGGGUAUGCCCCUCACUCCCCUACUCCAUCGGUGCUGUGACUCUUUGUGAAUGUCCUCCCAGACUCACAAAAGGAAUCAGCAUCUGUCCUCGGUUUUUCUGUGUGUGAGGUUUCUAGGAUUUCUCCCUAUUCACCAUUAUCCGGAGCAGUUUUGAAGUCCCCUGGCCCCAGCUAUCCAGCACUUAAGACUUUUGAUUCCAUUCCAUGCUUCCUUAGCCUGGUUUUUGUU